AGUGUGUCGGCCCUUUACGCCGGAGUUUUCUUAAGUCAUUCAAUCGAGCAGGAGAAAUCUCACAUAGCGACCGUUGUUAUAAUUUAUAACGCUUAGGCUUGCUAUCUUUGGAUCCCGAUACUGACUAGACUCCUGGUCUAAGGUAUGGGGUUUGGACCGGGGAGAUAUUGGCAUUCCCUUGCAAGAAAAAGAUGAAGUUGGACCUGGGCGAGGUUGUUAUCCGGCGGAUGGAAGAGGACGACAUCGAGGCUGUGAAAGAACUUAUUAAGGAAGGAGCACAAGGCUCGGAGAAUCGCCUCAUUCUGCACCUCCUUACUCGUCCACUGGCCCUUCUCCUCCUCGCCAUCAUUUCUUCCGCCCUGCGCUUUCUCCUGCACUCCUUCAUCUUGGCUCUGAUCCUCCCUGUCUUUGUCGUCAUCAUGUACCUCAAACUCACCAUCCCUCGUUCGGUGGGAAUACUGGGGACCAGGAAGCCCUACUGGGAUUACAUGGGAACCAGUCACCAUGGGACAGGGGACUGCACCUUGGAAAACCCUCACGCUAAAGGGGCGGGGGGAAAGUCCACAGCCAGUACUGAUGAGAAAAAGGCCAGGGACCCGGAGGCUCAGGAUAAGGGCAGGCGUCGGCGGAAAGAGAAAGCCAGGGAGAGGGAGGAGAGAGAGGCGGGGGAGGUGUGGCUGGCAGACCUGGAUGGGGAGAUUGUGGGCUGCGUUUUUAGAGAAGGAGGGAGGAGAGAGGGUGACGGCAGGAUCUGUAGGGUGGUCGUACAGUGCUGGUACCGGAGGAAGGGGUUAGGAACCCUCCUGGUGCAGUGUUUGGAGAGCAGGGAGAAAGAGAUAGGGACCAGGAGGGUGUACGCGCAUGUGCCCGCCCCUUCGAAGAUGGGGGAGGCAUUUUUCCAAAAGCUGUGCUACAAAAGGCAUGGAGAGAUGAUGACGAGAGAAGAGGAUGAAGAUGAACUGCAGCAGGAGGAAGAGGAAGAAGAAAGGGGGUGGUUAGGCUUCCAGGUCACUAAGGUGUAUGCGAAGCAUCUGUAAGAAGAGAGUAUGAUUGAAAGAGUGAUUGUGAAAAUGAAGGACAGUUCAGGGGAAAAAAUAGGGAGCGAAGGGCAAAAUGAAAGAAAAGCAGAACAAAGAAAUGCUAGAGCAGGUUACAGCAGAUGCAGAAAAUUUGAGAACACCUGUACUAACUGAGACAUCUCUAGUGAUAAGACGAAUUUCAUUGCAGAUAGCACAAGCAAAAGGAUUGCAGGGACUACGCAGAGUGACUGACUAUCUCUUCAUCAUAAUUUAUGUUAUUUAUUUGUUUUAUUUAUUUUGCUUUGAAUCCUGAUUGUAAUUGUAAAUUCAGUGCUUUUGGUAGAGCCACAAGUUAUUACAGUGAGCCUGUCCUCCUCUAAUAUAGCCUGCACUGAAGGGGGCACUCUUCCUCCUCACAAAGGAUUAUUGUACAUGAUCAUGUGAUCACGAUUCUACUGUUACAUUGCUGUUUGAAUAUGAAAAUGAGUUUUAUAAAAACAAAUGUCUUCUUUCAACUUCUUUCAACCCCCCCCCCCCCCCCC
Anguilla anguilla (European eel) is the source of this 1561-nucleotide messenger RNA. RefSeq names its product N-acetyltransferase 14 (GCN5-related, putative) (gene nat14). Lineage: Eukaryota; Metazoa; Chordata; Actinopteri; Anguilliformes; Anguillidae. The coding region runs from base 192 to 1037 and encodes 281 amino acids. The record is from RefSeq and is a predicted model, not a curated record. The transcript has 3 exons. Gene Ontology annotation, molecular function: N-acetyltransferase activity.